Molecule: messenger RNA, 1757 nt
Organism: Perognathus longimembris pacificus (Pacific pocket mouse)
Lineage: Eukaryota; Metazoa; Chordata; Mammalia; Rodentia; Heteromyidae
Gene: Gpr107
Product: G protein-coupled receptor 107
Exons: 18
Coding region: 35-1696 (553 amino acids)
Biological process (GO): clathrin-dependent endocytosis
Cellular component (GO): Golgi apparatus; membrane; clathrin-coated vesicle
Molecular function (GO): clathrin heavy chain binding
Source: RefSeq, a predicted model, not a curated record
GGGAGAGGAAGCAGCUGGCGAUGCUGGAACAAACAUGGCCGCCCCGGCGCUUCUGGGCCCUUGGGGCUCUCGCUGUCUUCGGCUGGUCGCAGGUUUCCGACUGCUGCCGAUGCUGGGACUAUUCCAGUUGCUGACCGAGCCCGGUCUGGGCCGCGUCCAUCACCUGGCACUCAAGGACGAUGUGAGGCAUAAAGUUCAUCUGAACACCUUUGGAUUCUUCAAAGAUGGGUACAUGGUGGUUAACAUCAGCAGCCUCUCCGUGAAUGAGCCUGAAAAAGCCACAGACAAGGAUACUGAUGGAAUUGGCUUCAGCCUUGACCGGACAAAGAAUGACGGCUUUUCUUCUUAUUUGGAUGAAGAUGCGGACUACUGUAUUUUAAGGAAACAAUCUGUUUCUGUUGCCCUUGUAAUCCUAGACAUCUCCAGAAGUGAAGUAAAAGUCAAAUCUCCACCCGAAGCUGGAACCCAGUUUCCAAAGAUUAUCCUCAGAAAUGAUAAGAAAGUCCAGGAGCCUCACGUCAAACCUGUUACAGCAGGCGGCCAAACUCAGAAAGGACCAGAUGGUAUAAAGUCUGAAAGAAGUACAGUGGAUUCAAAGCCACCAGGAGAGAAAUCCUUUCCAAUUCAUAACAGCAAUGGAGCAGUUUCAUUUCAGUUUUUCUUUAACAUCAGCACUGAUGAGCAAGAAGGCCUCUACAGUCUUUACUUCCAUAAGUGCGCAAGCAGUGACUCGCACGCGAGUGACAUGUUUUCAUUCAGCUUGGAUAUCGAGAUCACGGAGAAGAAUCCUGACAGCUACCUCUCAGCAGGGGAAAUCCCUCUCCCCAAAUUAUACAUCUCUAUGGCCUUUUUCUUCUUCCUUUCCGGGAUCAUCUGGAUUCACAUCCUUCGGAAACAAAGGAAUGAUGUAUUUAAAAUCCACUGGCUGAUGGCGGCCCUUCCAUUCACUAAGUCUCUCUCUCUGGUGUUCCAUGCAAUCGACUACCACUACAUCUCAUCGCAGGGCUUUCCCAUUGAGGGCUGGGCUGUCGUGUACUACAUCACGCACCUCCUGAAAGGCGCCCUGCUGUUCAUCACCAUCGCGCUCAUUGGCACUGGCUGGGCUUUCAUUAAGCACAUCCUGUCUGAUAAGGACAAGAAGAUCUUCAUGAUCGUCAUCCCGCUUCAGGUCCUGGCGAACGUGGCCUACAUCAUCAUCGAGUCCACCGAGGAGGGCACGACAGAGUACGGCUUGUGGAAGGACUCUCUGUUCCUGGUUGACCUGCUGUGCUGUGGGGCCAUCCUCUUCCCCGUGGUGUGGUCCAUCAGACAUUUACAAGAAGCCUCGGCCACAGAUGGAAAAGCUGCUAUUAACUUAGCAAAGCUGAAACUUUUCAGACACUACUACGUCUUGAUUGUGUGUUACAUAUACUUCACCAGGAUCAUCGCGUUCCUCCUCAAGUUCGCUGUGCCGUUCCAGUGGAAGUGGCUCUAUCAGCUCCUGGAUGAAACUGCCACACUGGUGUUCUUUGUCCUGACUGGGUGUAAAUUCCGUCCGGCUUCCGAUAACCCCUACCUGCAGCUGUCUCAGGAGGAAGAUGACUUGGAAAUGGAAUCUGUGGUGACCUCGUCAGGAGCGAUGGAGAAUGUGAAGAAGGUCAAGAAGGUGACCAACGGCAGCGUGGAGGCCCCGGGGGACUGGGAAGGCACCGCGUGACAGCCGGCGCCCAGGCGCUGUCAGAGUAAACUUCUAAUCCUUCUUAGUCCCGUUGGUGAGC